This is a messenger RNA of Pezoporus occidentalis (night parrot), 1134 nucleotides long. RefSeq names its product calbindin 2 (gene CALB2). Gene Ontology annotation, molecular function: calcium ion binding. Gene Ontology annotation, biological process: regulation of presynaptic cytosolic calcium ion concentration; regulation of long-term synaptic potentiation. Bases 33 to 845 code for a protein of 270 amino acids. The record is from RefSeq and is a predicted model, not a curated record. Gene Ontology annotation, cellular component: nucleus; dendrite; terminal bouton. The transcript has 11 exons. Lineage: Eukaryota; Metazoa; Chordata; Aves; Psittaciformes; Psittacidae.
CUGCGGCGGCAGCGGCGCGGCGGCAGCGGGAGAUGGCCGGCCCGCAGCAGGCCCCGCACCUCCACCUGGCCGAGCUCACCGCGUCCCAGUUCCUCGACGUCUGGCGGCACUUCGACGCAGACGGAAAUGGCUACAUUGAAGGCAAAGAACUGGAAAACUUCUUCCAGGAGCUGGAAAGCGCAAGGAAGGGGGCGGGCGUGGACUCAAAGAACGACAACUUGAGUGACAAGAUGAAGGAGUUCAUGCACAAGUACGACAGAAAUGCUGACGGCAAAAUUGAGAUGGCAGAGCUGGCCCAGAUCCUGCCCACGGAGGAAAAUUUCCUGCUGUGUUUCCGCCAACAUGUGGGCUCCAGCUUGGAGUUCAUGGAGGCUUGGCGCAGGUACGACACAGACCGCAGCGGCUACAUCGAAGCCAAUGAGCUCAAGGGCUUCCUGUCAGACCUGCUGAAGAAGGCAAAUUGCCCCUGUGACGAGCCCAAGCUGCAGGAGUACACACAGACCAUUCUGCGGAUGUUUGACAUGAACGGCGACGGGAAGCUGGGCCUCUCGGAGAUGUCACGACUUCUGCCUGUGCAAGAAAACUUCCUUCUGAAGUUUCAGGGGGUGAAGCUGUCCUCGGAGGAGUUCAAUGCCAUCUUUGCCUUCUAUGACAAGGAUGGAAGUGGCUUCAUUGAUGAGAACGAGCUGGAUGCACUUUUGAAAGACCUGUAUGAGAAGAAUAAAAAAGAGAUGAGCAUCCAGCAUCUCACCAACUACAGGAAGAGCAUCAUGAACCUGUCUGACGCCGGAAAGCUCUACCGCAAGGAACUGGAGAUUGUGCUUUGCAGCGAGCCCCCUGUGUAGGACCAUGUAGAAGCAUCCCACCCCAUCCCACCCUACCCCACAUGCCUCCUCCUCCCCACAACCAAGCACAACAGGGGAACACCCAUCACUGCAGCGCUCCCUCAGCAGCUCUUGAGUUUGUUGUAGGUCACUAAAGCCCUAAUUCUGGGGGGAAACUUAAUUUCAUCCCAUUCUCCUAGUUGGCAUCAUGAUCUAUAUUAUUUUGGGGGAUUGUUUUCAUUGUUUUGGUCUUUUGUUGGUUUUCUCUGGUUGACCAACGAGAGUUUACAAAUAAAGUUAAGUACUGGUA